GGGGGCGGGCAACCCGGCCCGCAGGGUCGGCGCCAGCGGGCUGCUGAGGUGGCUGUCGCUCGCUCGGAGCUGCGGGUCGAGCCCCCGAUGGAGGCCGGGGCCGCGGAUGGCCCCUCGGGCGGGGUCGAGGAGGCGCUCAGCUGCUUCUCUUUCAACCAGGACUGCACAUCCCUCGCGAUUGGAACCAAAUCUGGUUAUAAGCUGUUUUCUUUGAGCUCCGUGGAGCAGCUGGACCCCGUCCACGGAAGCAAUGACAUCCCCGACGUCUGCAUCGUGGAGCGCCUCUUCUCCAGCAGCCUGGUGGUGGUGGUGAGCCACGCGAAGCCUCGUCAGAUGAACGUCUACCACUUCAAGAAGGGCACGGAGAUCUGCAGCUACAGCUACUCCAGCAACGUCUUGUCCAUCAGGCUGAACCGGCAGAGGCUGCUCGUCUGCCUGGAGGAGUCCAUUUACAUUCACAACAUUAAAGACAUGAAGCUUCUGAAGACCAUCCUGGAUAUUCCUCCAAACCCGACAGGUCUGUGUGCCCUGUCCAUCAACCAUUCCAAUUCCUACGUGGCCUAUCCUGGGAGCCGGACGACAGGCGAGAUCGUGCUCUACGACGGACACGCCCUGAAGACAGUCUGCACCAUUGCUGCCCACGAGGGGGCGCUGGCCGCCAUUGCCUUCAACGCCUCGGGCUCCAGACUGGCCAGCGCCUCCGAGAAAGGCACUGUCAUCCGGGUGUUCUCGGUUCCCGAUGGGCAAAAGCUCUAUGAGUUUCGGAGAGGCAUGAAAAGGUACGUGACGAUCAGCUCUCUGGCUUUCAGUAUGGACUCGCAACUCCUCUGUGCUUCGAGCAACACGGAGACCGUGCACAUCUUCAAGCUGGAGCACCUCGCCAACAGCCAGCCAGAGGAGCCCUCGACCUGGACCGGCUACAUGGGAAAGAUGCUCAUGGCUGCGACCAACUACCUCCCCACCCAGGUGUCCGACAUGAUGAACCAGGACAGGGCCUUUGCCACCGGGCGCCUGGGCUUCUCUGGGCACAGGAACAUCUGCACCCUCUCUACGAUCCAGAAGCUGCCCAGGCUCCUGGUGGCAUCGUCCAGUGGACACCUUUACAUCUACAGCUUGGACCCUCAGGACGGAGGAGACUGCGUCCUAAUCAAGACCCACAGCUUGCUUGGCUCAGGAACUGCCGAUGAGAAUAAAGAAAACGACCUCAGAGCUUCCUUACCUCAGUCUUACGCAGCAACUGUGGCCAGACCAAGCCCUUCUGCAGCCUCCACGGCGCCAGGUUAUUCUGAGGAUGGCGGGGCGCUCCGAGGAGAGGUCAUCCCCGAACACGAGUUUGCGACGGGACCAGUGUGUCUUGAUGAUGAGAAUGAGUUCCCCCCUAAGGAAGGCUUCCUGCCAGUGAGAGUGCCGAUCACUGAACGAGCUUCCCCAGAACGGUCGCUAGGCCCUAGCAAUUUCGGAGCAGCCCCCGUGUGCGGAGCCGGUGGUAGGGGUCUCGGAGACCAUCAGACCCCAGCCCUGCCCUCAUGCCUGCAGGCAGAGCGAUGGGGUAGCAGGUGGGCUUCUGCAUCUCAGUGCACAAGGAUCGGGGCCUGAGUGCCCCUGGGAUGUUCUUGCAAGAGGGACCAUAUUAGUCAUGUCCUCAUUGGCAGUGAUAGUCCACCGGAGAUGCUAAACAGCUUCCUCUCUCUGUCUCUGUUCUGAACGGUCAUGCCUGUUGCAAACAUCUGUCCAGAAUCCUCCUCUCUACCCACAUGCCUUAACACCUUCCGGGAUCCUGACGGAUCUUGGGGUCUCAGCUUCUCCCGGACACGAGCCUAGGUUUGCUCAGAUAAUCUCCUGAGGGGCUCGCUGGGUCAUCACUGCUGGUCUUCUUUUUUAAAUAUACUGACAGUAACCUGGGUAUGAGCCCUCUCAUCUCCUUAUGAUUGACUUUGCUCCAAGCACAAUGAGGGAAAAGAGGAUUGAUCCUUUCUGGUCCCUUAGAAAGAUGCUGUAUUCAGGAAGAGAGUAGCUUUGGUUUCGGUAACAAGCCAGCUUGACAGGUUUGCAUAUAUUCUGACAUUCGUCUUGCUCUUGGGACCAAGGGUGUUUACUGACCUUUUCAUGGUGAUUUAGCAGUCUGUGUUUACAAGUAAGAUGAGCCUUAAAAAAAAAAAAAAAAAAAAAAAGCUACCCAUAUACACAUCAAUACACGCAUACAUUUUUACGAAAAGUAUUUUCUGAAACUGCCACCUCGUCUACACCUAAAGAAGACGGGUGACUCUUCCGUGACCACACGUGAGGGUCGGCCUGUGGACAGACAGGCGGCAAAGCUCUGCCGGGCCCAGCCUGCCCCCGCCGACCCCGCGUGGGCACAGGUCUGCUGACCGUGCAGCCGGCCCGUCAGCCCCUUCCCGGAAAGAGUAAGGCCGUUCUGUUUUGAU
Lagenorhynchus albirostris (white-beaked dolphin) is the source of this 2426-nucleotide messenger RNA. It is a transcript of the gene WIPI1, whose product is annotated as WD repeat domain, phosphoinositide interacting 1. Gene Ontology annotation, cellular component: cytosol; phagophore assembly site membrane; extrinsic component of membrane. Gene Ontology annotation, biological process: protein lipidation; nucleophagy; autophagy of mitochondrion. The transcript is spliced from 13 exons. Lineage: Eukaryota; Metazoa; Chordata; Mammalia; Artiodactyla; Delphinidae. The record is from RefSeq and is a predicted model, not a curated record. Gene Ontology annotation, molecular function: phosphatidylinositol-3,5-bisphosphate binding; phosphatidylinositol-3-phosphate binding; protein binding. The coding region runs from base 88 to 1596 and encodes 502 amino acids.